UGGCCAUAUUCGUGGUAAAUUUAAAAAAAAAAAACAAUAUUUAUGUCAUUGUCCCACAGCCAGGGAAACACGCAGAGAAUGGAACAGUGUAAUCAUUGUUAUAAUCGUUUAUUGUGAUGAAAGAUUUGGUGAUAUCCAAGAAAAAGGCAUGUCUGGGAUCGAGAUCCUUUGGGAAAUUGGAUUUGACGGUGAUCUAUUAAUAAGUACAUAUGAGAACCUAGAUUUCAUCGAUUCAUAUCCACUCCAUGUGCUAAAUAUAAGCUCGAGAUAGAACUUCCUCAGUUUCUCAGCUGAUUGGCCCAAAGAACCACAUGCGAAUUUUUUGUUUUUUCUUUCCGUCAUCAAUUUUCUCGAACGUGGCAAGUACGAAGUGCAUGCAGGAAGCAGUUGGGUUUGCCGUUUGGGUUAAGCUCUGCCUCCGUCUGAUUCAGUGGUGAGGAAGCGGCAGAGAGUGAAUCUGAGUUUAAAAUGGGUCUGAUUGCAUCUAAUCCGAACCCCCUCAUUUUCCGUCGCGAUCGUCAACUGGGUUUAUCAUCUUUUCAUUGCUUGGACACGGCAGAAGUCUAUAGACAAAUAGAUUAGUUUUGUGGAUGACGGUCGACGGAGUCGUUGAAGAACCAACCAACCAAACGCUGUCGCUUCUCCUUUGGCUGCUUGCUUGCAGAGUUGCUUCCCCCCUUCUUCUGUUAAACCAAGAAAACGGAAAAACGUCUCUCUCUCUCUCUCUCUCUCUCUCUCGUCGUUGCUUGUCCACUUGCACUCUGCUCACCUACGCUCCCAGCCGCGCUUACGUUCUACGCACCUCUUGUUUUUCAUAGAGAGAGGUAACCCUGCCGGCGGAAGUGGCGCGUGGGUACUAACCUUACAGGAAUCGCGUAGUCCCAUCUCCCGGUCUUAAUCAGAUUCUUGCUUUUCUCAUUUACUCUCUUAAUUAUCGUUAAUUAUUUUCUUUUUUCCACUUUUUCUUUUCAUAUUUUAAUUUUAAUUAGCAAACAAAACAAAAAGAAAAGGAACGCCGAACCUGGAUAGAUGCCGCUUUUCCAACACAUAAAUAAAUUCCAAUUAUCGUUGGCCUUUUAACGACUAUCCUCCUCCUCCUCCGCCUGACCACCGCCGCCACCGGCGCGAUCCUCCUCCGCCGUCGUAUCCAACCUCGCCGCCAGUUCCUGUUUCCGUACUCGGCGGACGAGACGGGAGCGAAAUCUUCUCGACUUCUGCACAUAGGAGUCGAUUGCUAGCCACCAGCGAUGGCUGAGUUGACUCAGUCCGAUGUGGUCUACUCGCCUCGCUCUCUCCAGCUAUGGACGACUCUCGUGAACUGGCUCGCUUUCUUCUUCCAGAUCUUCCUUCAGAUCCUCCGUGCUCUCGGACACCUCCCCCUUCUCUCCUCUUCCUCCUCUUCUUCGUCUUCCCACUCCUUCAAGCCCUUGCCCGUCGUCGAACUCCCGGAGAUCGAUUCUUCUUCUUCGUCUCCGUCUUCUCCUCCUGCCCCGCCCACUUUGGAGAUCACCGACGGCGACCAGGACUCGAUUCGGGUCCAUCAGCCCCUCCAGGGACUCCACAGGCUAACGGUCGUCCUCGACCUGGACGAGACGCUGAUUUGUGCUUACGAGACGUCCAGCUUGCCGCCGGCGCUGAAAAGCCAGGCGAUUGAGGGUGGAUUGAAGUGGUUCGAACUGGAGUGCAUCUCGUCGGACAAGGAAUUUGACGGGAAGCCUAAGAUCAAUUAUGUAACGGUGUUUGAGCGUCCAGGAUUGCAUGACUUCCUUAAACAGCUCAGUGAAUUUGCUGAUCUUGUGCUCUUCACUGCCGGCUUGGAAGGUUAUGCAAGGCCCCUUGUUGAUAUUAUAGAUAAAGAAAACCUAUUUAGCCUUCGCCUUUAUCGGCCUUCAACCAUUAGCACGGAGUACAGGGAACAUGUGAAGGAUCUGACGUGCAUAUCGAAUGAUGCUUGUCGGGUUGUUAUUGUGGACAACAACCCCUUCAGCUUCUUGUUGCAACCAUUGAAUGGAAUCCCAUGCAUUCCAUUCUCGGCUGGCCAACCACACGACACACAGCUUCUAGAUGUAAUCCUUCCACUACUCAAGCAACUCUCUCAGCAGAUAGAUGUAAGGCCAGUGCUGUAUGAGAGAUUCCACAUGCCAGAGUGGUUCCAAAGGCAGGGGAUUCCUGCUACUGGCCCUGGAUGGAGAUAGUAUUAUUAAUAUAUAAGAAGUAAACCUCAGCUUCAGCUUCAGCUUCAAGUCCUCUGUACCAUCCACGACAGUUGAUUUAUUCCCAAGGCAGCAAUGUGUUUCGUUCUUCUCUUGCGAGUUCGGCAACUACUAGCACUUCCAUUUGUUUGUAGAUAGCAGCAUUAAAUUUUUGUAAGCAAGACGUAGGUCACAUUGAUGAAAGCAGCAGGCGAGCAAGGCGGGCACAGCACGGCAUAGCUAAAGAUCAUUCAAUUCAAGUCAAUUAUGUUGCUCUUUGUUGCCACUUUCAUGUAUGUAGAUCUUUCCUAUACAGUAAAAGAGACACAGUCUUAGUUUUGGGUUGUUAUAUAGGGCCUCUCAGUAUGUUGUAAAAAUUGGGUGAGGAAUGGAUUCAGUCAAUACAGCUUUCCUCAGUAUUUCAGGCAUGUAACUCUAUGGAGUGGUAAUGUGGUAUAGUUAGAACUUUAAAACUUUCCUCAACCCGUAACAAGUUUUGUGAUGUGAUCAACGAAAUCGAUUCAAGCUAGGUGCUACACUUGACAAUUUCGAAAAUAACUAAUGUUCUCUUAGAUUGAAUUAAUAGAUUAGUGCGGUUGAUUCCUGGAAGCUUAUGAGCUUUACAAAUUAUAACGACAUCACUUUAAAUUUGUGGGUCAAUUUCAACUACGAGCACCAGUUACUUCCAGUAAGGGGCAACUGAAUUUCUUACACUUCAAUGCUAACAUUCAUCCAAUUAAUGAUGAAUCCAGUUCAGAAGCCUAAUAAGUCGUGAAAGGAACGUUCAUUUUCUGUACACAACAAUAAUGCCCCUUCCUUGUAGAUCAAGGCAUCUCAGCCACAGAAACGCAGAAAUUAGCCAUUUUUUGCCAAACUUUAGUGGCCAAAAUUGGUGGCUAACUGGCUGAGGCUGAGUGACUGGGCCGCCACCUAGACCUAGGGAGUCAUUUUGGACCAGGCCUACCUUUACUCCCAGAAUCGUCAAACCAUGAAGGUUAGCUUCCCGCUACGGCGGCCCGCUCUAUCUGUGCUAUAGAUUUGUUGAAUGUUGGGCAGUGUUUCUCUUUUUAACCCUUAAGUACCAAGUAAAAAAUAUUAGGCAGUAUUGUUGAACGUUGGCGUAGAGGCGUAGAAUGAAUGUGUUGUCAGUUUGUGGUAAUCAUGAUUUGAUAUCCGGGCAGCAGAAGCAGAGUUAGCUAUGCCAUUGAAAUUCAGCAUUUGGGUGUAGUUACAUCUACACACCUUAUUGAGUUGUUAGCUGCUAGAAAUAGUUCUGAUCAGUUUGACAGUGAUGCGAGAUUCUAAAUCUAAAGUGGUGGUAUGUUAGCUUCAAAAUGGCGUGGAUUGAGGUAGGGCUGCAAAUGAACCGAGUUGGGUCGAGUUUUACCCCAGUUUGAGCUCAAUUCGUUAAUAAACGAGUCGAGCUCGAGCUCAGCUCGUUUAUUAACUAGCCGAGUCGAGUCGAGCUCGAGCUAGCUUGUUUAUCAAAAUCUUAACUUUUAUUUGGUACUUCAUUUUGUAUAUCAUGAUACAUAUGAUUUAUUUUGUUAGUUAAUCUCAUCUUAUACUUUAUACUUUGUUGGUAUCAUAUAUCGUUUAGUUAAUAAAUUUUAACUACUCCAAAUCAUGUUAUUUCAUUGUAUCGAAGCAAUCUAUGAUGCAUAAUUUCUUUUUAAAGUAAAAAAAUAAGAUAUAU
Molecule: messenger RNA, 3888 nt
Organism: Linum trigynum
Lineage: Eukaryota; Viridiplantae; Streptophyta; Magnoliopsida; Malpighiales; Linaceae
Source: the annotation of a GenBank genome assembly